CAGUGAGAGACGGCAAUUAGAGCUCAUCACGUCCAAAGUAUCGCUCCUCACAAUUUGCGAAAGUACUGUCCAAAUUAAUAUGGCCUCUCCAUAAAUAUUUUCUUUCGGUCGUUCCCUUUUCUUUUAUUAUAAAAGAAAAGGUGGUGGCCGAUUAAUUCUCCAUUUAAUCCAAGCACGUAGGAGCAACGUAUUGAGAGAGAGAGGGAGAUGGCGCACGUAGCGAGAUUGGUGGGUGCGUUGUUGAUAUGCUGCCUAUGGGCAGUUCAGGCCGAGGAUCCCUACUUCUUCUUCACAUGGAACGUGACCUACGGCACCAUCUCUCCUCUUGGCGUACCGCAACAGGUCAUUAUGAUCAACAAUCAGUUCCCUGGUCCCAACAUCAAUUCCACGUCCAACAACAACAUCGUAGUCAAUGUCUUCAACAACCUGGAUGAGCCAUUACUCUUUACAUGGAAUGGUGUCCAACAUAGGAAGAACUCUUGGCAAGAUGGAAUGCCCGGCACGAACUGCCCCAUCCUGCCGGGGACCAAUUUCACUUACCACUUCCAGGUGAAGGACCAGAUCGGUAGCUACUUCUACUACCCAAGCACCGGCAUGCACAGGGCCUCCGGUGGCUUUGGAGGCCUUCGCGUCAACAGUCGUUUGCUCAUACCUGUCCCUUACCUUGAUCCAGAGGAUGACUACACCAUCUUGAUCAACGAUUGGUAUACCAAGAGCCACACUACCCUCAGGAAGGCGCUAGACAGUGGUCGUUCCAUUGGCAAGCCCAAUGGCGUCCUCAUCAAUGGCAAGAACAAGGCCGACAACGAGGCCCCCCUCUUCACCAUGGAGCCGGACAAGAUCUACAAAUACAGGAUCUGCAACGUUGGGUUAAAGACCUCCCUCAACUUCAGGAUCCAAGGUCACCCCAUGAAGCUGGUUGAGCUAGAGGGCUCCCACACGGUACAGAACGUUUACGAGUCUCUGGACGUGCAUGUUGGGCAGUGCUAUUCAGUGCUUGUGAAGGCCGACCAGGAGCCUAAGGACUACGUGAUGGUGGCUUCCACUCGCUUCACCAAGUACAUGCUCACCGCCACAGGCCUCAUCCGCUACACCAACAGCAAAGGCCCAGCCUCUCCCGAGCUCCCCGAGGCACCAGUUGGCUGGGCAUGGUCCUUGAAUCAGUUCCGCUCCUUCCGUUGGAACCUCACCGCUAGUGCUGCUCGUCCCAACCCACAGGGCUCCUACCACUAUGGUAGAAUCAACAUCACCCGCACCAUCAAGCUUGCCAACACUGUUGCCAUGGUCGACGGCAAGCUCCGUUACGCCAUCAAUGGCAUCUCCCACAUUGACCCAGCCACCCCACCCAAGCUCGCGGAGUACUACACCGUCCCUGACAAAGUCUUCGAGUACAACCUUGUCAAGGAUGAGCCUGCCGCGGUGGACGAGCCAACCAAGGUCACCCUCGCACCUAGCAUCGUCAACGCCACCUUCCGCGACUACAUCGAGAUUAUCCUCGAGAACCACGAGAGGGGCAUCCAGACGUGGCACUUAGAUGGUUACUCCUUUUUUGCCGUAGCCGUCGAGGCCGGCAAGUGGACCCCAGAGAAGAGGAAGAACUACAAUUUGCUUGAUGCCGUUAGCCGCAACACCAUCCAAGUCUAUCCCUACUCCUGGGCUGCUAUCAUGCUCACCUUCGACAACGCAGGCCUCUGGAACCUCAGGUCCACCAUGGCAGAGAGGUUCUACCUUGGACAACAACUCUACAUUAGUGUCCUCUCCCCAGCCCGCUCCCUCCGGGACGAAUACAAUCUCCCUGACAACUCCUUGCUUUGCGGCAUUGUUAAGGACAUGGCCAAGCCUCCUCCUUACUCCUCCGGCGCCUAAUUCUUCUUCUGUUAUCCACCUACCUGAGACACAUUUCUUGUUCUGUAUUGACUCCUUGAACACAACCCUCCUUCCGAGACUCUGAGACUGUACAGGAGAGAGAAUAAGGAAUGGGAUAUAUAAGUCUUCACAUAAAGUAUCCAUUAUAUAUACAAAGAUUUUUUGAUUUUUUAUUUUU
Molecule: messenger RNA, 2044 nt
Organism: Macadamia integrifolia
Lineage: Eukaryota; Viridiplantae; Streptophyta; Magnoliopsida; Proteales; Proteaceae
Product: L-ascorbate oxidase homolog
Exons: 2
Coding region: 208-1866 (552 amino acids)
Molecular function (GO): oxidoreductase activity; copper ion binding
Source: RefSeq, a predicted model, not a curated record